Messenger RNA from Fusarium fujikuroi IMI 58289, 1038 nucleotides. RefSeq lists its product as uncharacterized. The record is from RefSeq and is a predicted model, not a curated record. The coding region runs from base 1 to 1038 and encodes 345 amino acids. Lineage: Eukaryota; Fungi; Ascomycota; Sordariomycetes; Hypocreales; Nectriaceae. The transcript has a single exon. Gene Ontology annotation, molecular function: metal ion binding.
AUGUCACCGGAGGCAGCUUGCCGUCUCUGGCACUGCAAGUGGCUGGCAACUGAGCAACACUGCCAAACUAUGUCUUUUACUGGCAAGAUAUCAAUGAAAUCUGGACCCAGACAACCCAGUGAAUCACAGUGGGAAAACUACGCCAUCUCAAGCGCGCGAUCUCCAUCUUCUCUUCAUCCUCACUCCUCCAACAUCAACCCCUUUCUCUUGACACUGAAGCGCGUAUUGUACACCCAAAAGACUAUCACGAACACUGAAUUACGCAAGCAAGAGUCCUCAAUAAUCUCUGAGCAGACGCUCAUUUUUCUUCAUCUCUACUCGCCAUGGAGUCGCGAAGUUGGCGUGAUGGAGGCUCUAGCUCCGGCCAAAACUUCCGACCCCAGGUUUGCAGUCACUUCAAACGAGGGCACACAUUGCAACUUCGGCAAGAAUUGCAGGUUCCUUCAUGAUACAUCGCUCCUUUCUGGAAGUUCUGUGCCACAGACUCCUGCUCCCAACGCAAACCGUGAUAUCAACAAGCGACAGACGAUAUGGAAAACUCAACUUCGCAAGGACCCCUCAAACUUUCGAGGAUCAUCUGCCAUGAAAGAACUCCAAAAGUUCUGGCAGAGAGCACUAGAUGUUCUGAACGAUGAUGACCACGAGUUUCACCAGAAGCUUGCUCAAGAACUCGUCAACGACAAUGGCAACGGCCCACGAUACGUUCUCCAGACAGCGGAGAAUGAGUCUUCGUCUGGCAUUGAGGCUAUGAAACCCUCCUUCCUGUUUCUUCAGGUGAUCUCUCACUCAAGCCUCACCGACCAGUUAUCUAUUAGUACCCAUAUUGGUACCAUCUACACUCUCUUUGCUGGUACUAAUGGAGAUCGAAGCAUUAGCUUGUUGAGCUCCUUGUGCGAACAAGCUCUAGAGAGCACUGAACUUAUUGCCGACAUUCUGAGUCAAAACUUCCAGACAUUGUACGAGUCAUUCUCGCGGCAUUCUAUCGACUUCUCAACAGAGUUACGAGAACACGUUUGUGUGAGGAACUACCUGAUCUGA